GUGUUGUCAAAACGAGAUUUUUCCUCGAAACGUCAAAAAAUUGUGCGGAAAAUUUUCUCACACGCAGGAAAGGUUGCAAAAAAGGACUGAAAAGACGCAAAAAGUGCUGUAUUGUGUGGACGGAAGUGUGCAAAGUAGCAUCCAACACGUCGCGUGGUGUGCACGGGAAUGUGCUGGACGGGUGAAAUAAUGUGUGAAAGCUUGGGUGAAGAUUACGGAGGUACCGAGAGAAAUAUUCCAUCUUGAUCCUGACGUCAUUGGAAAAUGGUGAAAUAAAAAUACUUGACGCGCGAUUCCGGAGCGAACGACGAUUUUGUAGAAAGAAAAUCCAACUUGUGAAGAUUAUUUCCCCAGCCAGGAGGGAGUUAAGUGCAAAAUAAGCAUUCAAUCAUGGAAGGUUCCAGCAACAAUCAUCAGCAGCUUUACAGGUCUCUCCUGUCAGCAGUCAAGCAAUUGGAUGAGCAGAAAUCAUCAGAGAAUCUUACGGAAUUGUUUGGGGAGACAUUGCACCAGAAACGAUGGGGAUUUGUGAGAAAAUGCGAAUAUUUGAUCUAUCAGGACGAUGACGGCGUCAGCCCAAAGGCAAGGGUCCUCCUGUGGCGUAAGGGCUUCUAUGAGCCCAUUGCAAUUGCCAAGCGCUUGGUGCGCAGCCAAAUUCCCACGUUUGAGGAAAUGAGGCGCCUCGAGGGGUUCAUUUUGAGUGCCAUUGGGUGCCUAAAGGUUAUUUUUGUGACAUUGGAGCAACGCUUUGAUCUCAAUCUCAAGCAUUUGAUCAAUCUACGUAUCUUUGGGAGUGAUUUCGACCGAAUCACCGCGGAGGAGCAGAAAGAAAAGACUUAUCUGACUGCUGCUUCACGCACCUACGCCCUCGAGACCAUUCAUUCUUUGGCCAUUUCUCUGGGAGAUCUCCAUCGGUACUAUCUUGAUUUCUCAUUUCUCGAAGCAUUGGGAAGCGAUGCAAGUGGCCCAGAAUGUGCAGCUGUCUUCUAUUUUGAAGCUUUCAAACUAAAUCCAAAAGUGGGAAUGCCCCAAAAUCAACUGGGGACCCUCUACACGGGACACAAUAGCAAUCUUGAUUCAAUCUAUCACUACUUCUACGCUCUCGUGUGUCCAGUUCCCUUUGAUCUGAGCGAUGACAAUGUGGCAAAGUUGCUGCUUGAGAAUGCCACCUACCUUGAGCAUUUGGAUAUUGACAAUGAAGCAGACUACCAAGUGACUGUACGAGAUUUCCUUGCACGCUUCAUCCUCAUUGCAGACAUUUUCUUCUACGACAAAGAUGUGGCGGAUUUCAGUGGGCUCUGUCAUGCCCUCCUGGUGGACCUCAAGUGGCUGCUGGAAGAGAAGAGGACUCAUCUUACGCAGGAUAUGCUGUACAAGAUUGUAUCAAUUCUCUUCUUCUGCAUGAUUAAGCUGCAGAGCUUGCAGUCCGAUAAGGUGCAUCAUCUCAAUGCUUUUCUCCUGGCAAUUUGUGCUCAGCUCAUUGGAUCGUGCAUUCAGCGUGUGGAGGAGUUUAUACAGCAACAUGAGGGGCAAAACACCCUCUUCCGCGAAGCAUAUUUGCAGCAAUAUGAAGCUUACGAUCGCAAUGUUCGCGAGGCAAGACGGGAACGUCAAAAGAAGAUGACAGACGUGACAAAGAAAGCCCCAUCAAUGUCUUCCUAUUCUGAUCGCAAUAGUCUCUCCGUGGGUGGAUCGAGUCAAAUUGAGAAGGGAAAUCAGCAGCAACCGCCAAAGGAAGCCCGGAAGGUGAAGUCAACAAAGCUACGACGUCGUCGAAAGAGAGGACAAUCCACGAGUUCAUCUGAAAGUGAUUUAACAUCAAAUUUUGAUUCUGAUUCUGAACUAUCGGAUGUAUCGUCUGCUCUCUCGGAUACGGAAGAUGAGGAGGAGGAUGAGGAGAAUGCUCCAGGAGAUUUUCCCACUGAUAAAGCAACUUUCAAUGAUUUCUCCAUGAUUAAUCUCAAUGGUUUAACUUUUAAUGAAGUUCAACAACACGCUGAAGAUGAUGAUGAUGUUGUUGUGGAGGAGGAGACCAUUAUCUUCCCAACAGGAGAUAAUCCACCGGAGUUGACCGUGGAGGUGGCUAAAGAGGAGGAAGAAGCAGCCCAAUUGGAUGUGCCGAAGAAGAUGAAAUUCAAGCAGAAAUUCCACAAAGUCGAUCCGAAUAUUAUUGUGGAAUUUGCACAGACGGAGAUAACACUCAAGGCGAUUAAGGUGCUGUUUGAUUGGUUGAGAAAUAACCGGGAAAUCGUGAUCAGUUGCCAUCAGACAAACCCGGAAUUCAUCCAUCAGACCAUGACGCUGCUCAAUCACUUCAACAUUGACAUCUUCACCAGUAAGGUCUUCUUUGAGCGUCAAAUGCUCAAUGUGGGUGGAAUUAGGGAGAAUCUCCGGGAGCUCUUUGACGAGAGACUCCACAUUCCCAUUCACGAGGAUAUGGCACUGAAGCAGUUGCCGCUCUUUGUGGCCAAUCAGGAACAACUUGACUGGGAGAUUUCGUCAAAGAUGGAUGUUUCGGCGUGCGAAGAGAAUCUCCUGCGACUCUUCAAGAUGCUCGAUUUUGGCUUCUACAUUUGCAAGACGUUCAAAUUCAACUAUGUCUUUUGCACCAAGGGGAGGAUUUUUGUUGAGAAUUUCCUGGCGAAGAAGAAGAGACGCACAAAACGUGCCAAAGUCAAGCAAGUGGACACAGCGAAACGUCGUCAGGCACGUAUAAGGCCCCAAAGUGGACCCCCAAAGGUGGCCAGUGAUGCAUCCGAAGAUGACGGAGAGAGCAGCUCAGGGCGGAAGAAUGCAACAAAGAGGGGCUACUUGCGGAGCCGCAAUGCGGGGAAUGUGACUGAGAAUGAGGAACGCGAUAGGAAGAUUGAGGAUGGAGAUAAGAGUGAAAAGUAUGCGUUGAUGGGAAAACUCUGGCUACGGAGCGAGGUUAAAUCUCUCGAAUCCAAGGUAAAGAAACCAAAUGGACUUCACUUAACACCCUACCUUAUGAUGGAUUCAAAAUCACUCACGGAAUAUCAGACUACAGUGAGGAAUUUGGUUAAGGCUCGAAAGUUUGUUGUUCUCAUCCCAAAUGCCGUUCUUUCGGAAUUGGAUGAGCUGAAGAAGCACAGUGAUCGUGCGAGGAAUGUUAUCAGAUGGUUGGAGCAGGAAUUCAAGAAAGGCAAUCGUUUCCUUCGUUCGCAGCGAGAUCAUGAGACACUCCCCCUGCCGCUUAUAAAGACCCCUAAAAAGAUUGAUCGCGAAGCUUCAGUGUUUCUGCAGAUUGCCCAAUUUUGCAAUUACAUCGUAACAAAUCAAAUGAAUCCCGAUGGAAGUACAGAUGCUGUUACCCUGCUGACUGGAGAGAAUUUGGUGGAGAAGAAAUGCCCACAUUUCAGCUAUUAUGGAAUUCUCAAUUCAAUUCCCGUAAAAUUUGAUCAAAUUCAGGGAUUCUACGCCAAGUAUAGGAAGAAGUGAAAUCACAAUUGAAAACACAAAACUUGGUUAAAAAAAAAGAAGGAUUCAUUGAAGAAAACAAGACACACACACACUUAAACUCUGUCCAAAUGGCGCACAUAGAGGUGAUUAAAGAGGAAUUGAGGUCUCAACUCUUCUUCUUAGGAAUCAUCAGGAGGGCCAGACAAUGAUUGCAGCAUAUUCAAUUCAUUGUCUCCUUCUGUGAGAAAGAAUUAACUCUGCAAAACAAAAAAGCCAAAAGGCGAGUAAUUUCUUGUGUUUUUGGGCAGAAAGUUUGCGCGCGUGUGUGUGUGUGGAAAGAAUGCCGAAUUAAUCUGCAAAAAUGCAAAAUUGAGGAAUUGAUUUGAUGUCUCUCUCUCUCUAAAUCCCCAUUUCCUCGAAGAGAUUUUGCAGUGCCCGGAUCUGCACGGGAGUCAUGAGUUUUUAAAUCUCAUUUAUUAUUCUGUUUAAAUUGUUCCUUCAUCUGUUUCAUGCUCUUAUAACUUCUUUACUAAAACAAAUGAAAUCCCCCCUUCCUUUUAAUUCCCUUUUCUGCUUCAUAAUGUUGAUGGGAAAUCCUUGAAAGCAAAAAUAACAAUAAAAAAAACAUGUAUUGGAAAAAAACUAAUUAAUGGAAUUAAAUAAAAAAUAAAAUAUGAGUAAAA
Molecule: messenger RNA, 4103 nt
Organism: Lutzomyia longipalpis
Lineage: Eukaryota; Metazoa; Arthropoda; Insecta; Diptera; Psychodidae
Gene: Smg5
Product: nonsense-mediated mRNA decay factor SMG5
Exons: 5
Coding region: 391-3459 (1022 amino acids)
Biological process (GO): nuclear-transcribed mRNA catabolic process, nonsense-mediated decay
Cellular component (GO): telomerase holoenzyme complex
Molecular function (GO): telomeric repeat DNA binding; protein binding; telomerase RNA binding
Source: RefSeq, a predicted model, not a curated record